This is a messenger RNA of Zophobas morio, 622 nucleotides long. RefSeq names its product small ribosomal subunit protein uS19 (gene RpS15). Bases 127 to 573 code for a protein of 148 amino acids. Gene Ontology annotation, biological process: translation; ribosomal small subunit assembly. The record is from RefSeq and is a predicted model, not a curated record. Gene Ontology annotation, molecular function: RNA binding; structural constituent of ribosome. The transcript is spliced from 3 exons. Gene Ontology annotation, cellular component: cytosolic small ribosomal subunit; ribosome. NCBI's taxonomy places the organism in Eukaryota, Metazoa, Arthropoda, Insecta, Coleoptera, Tenebrionidae.
AGGUCUUUUUACGUCAAAGUUAAUGGCGUACGCAGAUCUUUGUUGCUAGCAGCAAAAAUCUUUAAGAAUAAGCAUCAUCUUUAGAGUUUGUUAGUUAAAAGUUGUGUAAUUAUAAAUUAGUUCAACAUGGCAGAUAAAGGAGAUGAACAGGUUAAGAAGAAGAGGACCUUCAAAAAGUUCACCUACAGGGGUGUCGAUUUAGACCAGCUUUUGGAUUUGCCAAAUGAGCAACUUAUGGAGUUGAUGCAUUGUCGGGCCAGAAGACGCUUCAGUCGUGGUCUUAAACGUAAACCAAUGGCUUUGGUAAAGAAAUUGCGAAAAGCUAAGAAAGAAGCACCUCCACUAGAAAAACCCGAAAUUGUGAAGACUCAUCUUCGCAACAUGAUCAUCGUUCCCGAAAUGGUAGGAUCUAUCGUCGGCGUUUACAACGGAAAAGCUUUCACUCAGGUCGAAAUUAAGCCAGAAAUGAUUGGACAUUACUUAGGAGAGUUUUCUCUUACAUAUAAACCUGUAAAACACGGUAGGCCUGGUAUUGGUGCCACCCACAGUUCUAGGUUCAUUCCUCUCAAGUAAACACCUUGUUUUUUAAUGUAAGUUCAACAAUAAACUUAUUUGAGAGAUA